GAGCGACCUUGCGAGUAGCGUCAUUUACCCGCGGAUUUUAUUCGCUGAUAAGUGUGGGCUAGGCAUCUUUAAAAGGAAGACGCUUCCCAAUGCCAGCACAUUGUACAUUGUGGUGGUAUCAUGGCGACUUCAACAGCUGUAUUCGCUCUGGUGGUGCUCGCGACGCUGAGCGCGGUGGAGGCGUCAGUGUGGUUGGACAUAGCCCACAGGGUGUCCCUGCUCGCCGGUGGUCCCCCGACCGACGAUGCGCGGUGCAACAGCGCGGAGCUGUCCUGCGACGGCUGCAAUGACCAGAUCACGUGCAGGAGGGUCAACGGAUUCCUGUACUACGUGAGCAGCACCACCUGCGGCGGAAACACCCCCUACUGCAGCGCAGCUGAGGGGACUUGCACGUCCAACGCGACGUUGGUGGCCGCAAACUGUACGUCGGCCCAACCAGUGGACUCGGUCCAGUGCCCCAGAGCUAGCGGCUACUACCCCGACUUCACCUCGUGCACCAAGUACUACAUCUGCUCCAAUUGGGAGGCCUACUCCAUGGACUGCAGCGCCUACCCCAACACGGUGUACAACCAGCGCACCGGGUCCUGCGUGCCCAAGAACAACGCGCAGUGCUUUACGCCCACGUGCAAGCCCAACACCCUGGUGUCGUACACGCCGGACCCGCGGAUCUACGCGCUGUGCGUGGACAACACCGCGGCCACCGCCAUCAUCGGGACGUGUGACGAGGGCCAGGCCUACGACGUCAAGACCAGCCAGUGCGUGCCGGCGUGCUUGAGUGCGGGCCGCUUCCGCGUGGACGACAAGACCUACACCGAGUGCGUGGACCUGGGCGGCAACAAGCUCAGCUCCCCCGUGCGCAGGACCUGCCCCGGAACAUCCACGUUCGACGCCACCACUCAGCUCUGCAAGGACCCCUAGACACACCCAAGAAGCACGCACCGGACCGGGCCACAAUUCAUUUUCGCUCUUUGAAAUACAAUACUUUACUCUUCA
This is a messenger RNA of Thrips palmi, 993 nucleotides long. RefSeq lists its product as uncharacterized. The record is from RefSeq and is a predicted model, not a curated record. Gene Ontology annotation, cellular component: extracellular region. Bases 121 to 918 code for a protein of 265 amino acids. The transcript has 3 exons. NCBI's taxonomy places the organism in Eukaryota, Metazoa, Arthropoda, Insecta, Thysanoptera, Thripidae. Gene Ontology annotation, molecular function: chitin binding.